Aureobasidium pullulans EXF-150 is the source of this 1479-nucleotide messenger RNA. RefSeq names its product NAD(P)-binding protein. The transcript has a single exon. The record is from RefSeq and is a predicted model, not a curated record. Bases 132 to 1040 code for a protein of 302 amino acids. NCBI's taxonomy places the organism in Eukaryota, Fungi, Ascomycota, Dothideomycetes, Dothideales, Saccotheciaceae.
AGCUCGCAAUCAACUCUCGAAUUACACAAUGCCUUCCUUCAUCAAGAAAGUAACCAUUGUCGGCGUAAGCAACAUCUUUCUUGAAUCUCAUUCGCAUGACAAGCUAACAAUCAACACAGGCCUCGGGAAAUAUGGGCAAACACACCAUCACCGAGCUCCUCAAGACCAACAUCCAAAUUACCGCCCUCACCCGCCAAGGAAGCAACCUUUCCGUCCCCAAUGGUGUCUCCAUCAAAGAAGUCGACUACGAUGACAUCUCCUCGAUCACCACCGCCCUCGAAGGACAAGACUUCCUCAUGAUCACCCUCUCCGUCAUCACACCUCCUGGCGUCCACAGCAACCUCGUCCAAGCAGCUGCAAAAGCUGGUAUCAAAUACAUCAUGCCCAAUGCUUACGGCUUCGACUUCCACAACAAAGCCUUGAUCUCCGAUAUCGAUGUCGCGUCUCGGUUCUCUGAAUACAGUUCUGAGAUUGAGAGGUUGGGUAUGAGUCACUUCAGUCUGGUCUGCAGUUUUUGGUAUGAGUGGAGUUUGGGUAUUGGGGUGCUCUACGGUAUCGACAUCAAGGAAAGGAAAGCGACAUUCUUCGAUGAUGGAACCACAAGAAUCAACACCAGUACUUGGCAACAAUGCGGAAGAGCUGUCGCGAAAAUUCUUUCCCUGCCGAUCGAUGGUGAAGGAGAGACGCUGGAAAGCUGGAAGAACAAGAGUUUCUACAUCAGCAGCUUCCGCGUUAACCAGCGAGAGAUGUUGGACUCUGUGCAUCGCGUCAUGGGUACUGAAGACAAAGACUGGGAGAUCAGCUAUGAGCCAACCAAGAAGCGAUACAUUCAGGCAGUGGAGGAUAUGAAGACCGGAGAUCGAAACGCAUUCGCCAAAGCGAUGUACGCGAGAGUGUUCUUCCCAGAUGGCAGCGGCGACUACGAAUCCAGAAGAGGCUUGAAUAAUGAGAUCUUGGACCUGCCCACUGAGGAGUUGGAUGAGGCUACCAAGAGGACUGUUGACUUGGUCGAGAGUGGGUGGAAUCCCUUUGGCCAGUAGCUUGUUCUGCAGAUUGUGUCGAUGCAGCUGCUGCAAUUGAAGAUGUUUUCGGACCCAGAGUCGUGUUCAGUGAGAGCAUUUCCGACAGCUCAUCUUUCCGGACAAUUGUAGUAGGAUGAAAGUAUUGCGCAUUUCUGUAGCUUCAAUGUGUCGUGAGGUGAAUACUUGAUGGCGAAGAUGUCAGAGUCCGUACAUCACAGAAUUGGAUGAUGAGAAUCCGGUCUCCAUGCGUAAGGUUCUAUUUCUGGACAUAUCGCAUUGCAGAAUGCGAUCAACAACCUAGUCGCUCCUGCUUGAGAGACCAACAGACGUGCCUUUGCACGAUUAUCUUCAAAAUUCGGCAGACCUUGCCCAGGAUCGCUACUGCCUCAGGCUCUCUUAGUGUUGUGGUUCUUCUUAUCAAGUUAAUUGUGCAUUCUCACAUUGCUUCUGGGUGAUU